AAAAAAAUUAACUAUAAUACUUUGUUAGUUAGUAGCACAAAACGUUAACAAGUUCGUGCAGUUUGUAUUAUUAGUUGUUGCUGCAACAGCUUGGGAUUACCAUUUCGAUUUGGCUACAAAGCCGUGCUAGUGUAUUAGUGUGAGUUUGUGAGUAGUGUGCGUGUGUAUUGCUAUUGUGCCUGUGAAAAAUCGAAGUUAUUGCAUUACGUUGCGCCAGCUGCCCAGCUGCUUGCCUGCCCUAUGUUAAUGCUAGUCGCACGUUCGACGAGCUAAAUCAUUGAUUAAGUCGAUAACAGCAACUGACAGACAACACUUAGAGGGGCAGCAUGGCCGAGGAUACCGAAUACAAAAAACUGCCGAUCGAGGAGCGAUGCGUUCACAAGCUGUGGAAAGCACGCGUCGAUGGCUACGAGGAGGCAGCGAAAGUCUUUCGCGAACUGGAUGAUGAACGCUCACCAGAAUGGUCCAAGUAUGCGGGACUAAUCAAGAAAAUGGUCAUCGACUCGAAUGCGCUUGCGCAGGAGAAGGGUCUGGAGGCGGCGCUCAUAUUUGUGGAGAACAGCGGCCUGGCUGGACGGACAGUGGGUGAUGUUAUGUCAGGCAUCGUUCAGAAAUGCAUCGCCGCACCUAAGACUAAGACGAGGGAGCUUUCCGUGCAGGUCACGCUCAUGUAUGUUGAGAUUGAGAAGCAAGAGGCCGUCGUGGAGGAGCUCGUAAAAGGCAUGGAGCACAAGAAUCCCAAAAUUAUGUCCGCCUGCGUAGCGGCAACCACCCAAGCAAUGCGUGAAUUUGGAUCCAAGGUUAUCGGCGUUAAGGUUUUAAUAAAGAAAUUGGCUAUACUCUUAUCUGACCGUGACAAAGGGGUGCGUGAUGAAACCAAACAGUUGGCCGUUGAAAUCUAUCGCUGGAUUGGCGCCGCCAUGAAGUCGCAUAUUUCGUCAUUACCGCAGGUAACCAUCAAGGAACUGGAGGAAGAGUUUGACAAACUAAAAGGCGAACGCGCCGAGCCAACCAGAUACCUAAAGUCUCAACAGGAAAAGCAGGCUAAAAUUGCAGAUCAGGCCGCCACAGAAGAUGCAUACAAUGACGACGAUGCAGAGGCUGGCGCUGAGGAAGUUGAUCCUAUGGAUCUAAUCGAUCCCGUUGAUAUACUCUCCAAGAUGCCUAAAGAUUUUUAUGAUAAACUCGAUGAGAAGAAAUGGACGCUGCGCAAAGAGUCGCUGGAGGCACUGGAGAAGUUACUCACAGAUCAUCCCAAGCUUGAGGCCGGUGAAUAUGGCACUCUGGUCAAUGCGCUCAAGAAGGUCGUCACCAAGGACUCGAAUGUAGUGCUCGUAGCCAUGGCUGGCAAAUGCCUGGCGAUGCUGGCUAAGGGUCUCUCCAAGCGCUUCUCAAGCUAUGCCUCGGCCUGCGUGCCGGCGUUACUGGAGAAGUUCAAGGAGAAGAAGCCCAAUGUGGUGAAUGCUUUGCGGGAGGCCAUGGAUGCGAUUUAUGCGUCCACAUCGCUAGAGGCACAACAAGAACAUAUUGUCGAAGCGUUGGCCAACAAAAAUCCCAGUGUGAAAUCAGAGACGGCCUUGUUCCUGGCCCGUGCCCUCAGUCGCACACAGCCGACAGCAUUAAACAAGAAACUCAUCAAGCUGCUGACCACCACGCUGCUGAAGACACUCAACGAAUCCGAUCCCACGGUGCGCGACAGCAGCGCCGAGGCGUUGGGCACACUUAUGAAACUCGUAAGCGAGAAGGCGCUGGGACCGCUGCUCACAGAUGUGGAUCCGCUAAAGAUGGGAAAAAUCAAGGAGUGUCACGACAAGGCCGAAAUCAAGAUCAAAGUAGCCGCAAUCAAAAAGGAGGCGCGUCCGGCUACAGCGCCGUCGACAAAAGCAGCAGCUGCAGCCAAGUCUAGUGGUGGUAGCGUCGAACCCAAAGCAAUCACGCGUCCGGCCACGACAGGUGCCCGCAAGGUGAUUAAAAAACCAGCGGCAGCAGCAAGUGCAGCACCCGCUGCAUUAUCCAAGGCAGUCAGUGGCAAAGCGUUGGCUUCCGAGCGCGAACUGACACCCGAGGAGGUGCAGGAUAAAGCGGAUGAGCUGCUGCCCGCCGAUAUAUUGAACGGUUUGGCGGACAGCAAUUGGAAGAAUCGUUUGGCCGCUGUGGAGCAGCUGCUAACGCAAAUUCCCAGCUACGAUGGUAAGCAGCCGGGCAUAUCUCAAGUUCUGGUGCGCACUGUUAGCGGACGCAAGCCUGGCCUCAAGGAGACGAACUUUCAAGUACUCAAGCUCAAGCUGGACGUGAUUCGAAGCGUGGCCGAAAGUUUUCCGCUUACAGCCGUCACCGUGGAUCAUGUGGUCAAUGAGAUAACUGAGAAGCUGGCUGAUGCCAAGAAUGCUGGAACGGCCGCCGAUGUGCUUACCGCUUUGGCAGAGGCCACCAAAUUGGAGCUUGUCGUUGGCAAAGUGCUGGGCUUUGCCCUUGAGCAAAAAUCGCCCAAGGUGCAGUCCGAGGCAUUUAACUGGAUAAACAAGGCCAUCAUUGAGUUUGGCUUCAAGCUGCAGCCCAAAAUGCUAAUCGAUGAUGUGCGCAAGGGUGUCCAGAGCACAAAUCCGACAGUACGCGGCGCUGCUAUCCAACUUGUGGGAACCAUGACCAUGUACAUGGGCAAUGCUCUAAUGAUAUUCUUCGAUGGCGAGAAACCAGCACUCAAAUCACAAAUUCAAACCGAAUUCAACAAGAAUCUGGGUGAGAAACCGCCCAGGCCAAUCCGUGGCGUGCAGUGCAGUAGCGCCGGCGCCGAGGAUGAUGACAGUGAAGAUGGUGCUGCUCGGGGAUCGCCUGAGCCCAUCAACUUGACCGAUCUCUUGCCACGUGCUGAUAUCUCGGGACAAAUUACAGAAUCGCUGCUGAAGGAAAUGUCUGACAAGGACUGGAAGACACGCAAUGAGGGACUCACCAGGCUGCAGGCCAUCAUCACCGAGGCCAAGCUGAUCAAACCUAGCAUUGGUGACCUGGCGCCAGCAUUGGCACAUCGUCUUCUUGACUCCAAUGCGAAAAUUGCGCAGACGGCCCUCUCCAUUUGCGAGCAGCUGUCGACUGCAAUGGGCGCUGGCUGUCGCAGUCAUGUGCGUGUCCUCUUCCCGGGCUUUCUCCAUGCGCUGGGCGACAACAAGAGUUUUGUGCGUGCCGCUGCACUCAACUGCAUCAAUAGCUUUGGCGAACAGGGUGGCUAUAAGGAGUUCUUUGAGAGCGAAAUGAUUGCCGAUGCUCUCAAAGCGGGCUCGCCGGCUCUCAAGGUUGAGUUGUGGGCGUGGCUGGCUGAAAAGUUGCCGCCUUUGCCACCAAAGACGAUACCCAAGGAGGAGCUGACCACAAUUGUGCCGCAUCUGUAUGCGCAUAUCUGUGAUCGAAAUGCGGAUGUGCGCAAGAACGCCAACGAGGCUGUGCUGGGCUUCAUGAUUCAUUUGGGUUUCGAGUCAAUGGCUCGAGCACUCGAUAAACAGAAGCCCGCCUCCAAGAAGGAUAUCAUGGCCGCACUGGAGAAGGCACGGCCCAAUUUACCGGUCAAGCCACUGCCCAAAGGUAAACAGCAAGCACCCAUACCCGAAGAGGCCAAGAAAGUGGUGCGCAGCGGUGGCGGUGCUGCGCCUCAAAAACAGGGUGUGGCCAAGGCAGCUGGUGCUGGCGGUGACAAGGCCAACGCGCCGCCAGCUUCGCGCAAGAAGGACGAGGAUGUGGACAUGUCUCCGCUGCUGGCGGUCAACAACAUUAAAAAUCAGCGACUCAUCGAUGAGCAAAAGAUGCGUGUACUCAAGUGGACAUUUACCACGCCGCGUGAGGAGUUUACGGAUCUACUGCGCGAUCAGAUGACCACAGCUAAUGUGAACAAGGCAAUGAUGGCAAAUAUGUUUCACGAUGACUUCCGAUAUCAUUUGAAAGUCAUAGAACAGUUGAGCGAAGAUUUGCCGAAUAACAGCAAGGCGCUGAUUUGUAAUCUGGAUUUAAUACUUAAGUGGCUUACGCUGCGCUUCUACGAUACGAACCCUUCUGUGCUUAUUAAGGGUCUCGAGUAUCUAGCAUUAGUGUUCCAGAUGCUGGUCGAAAUGGAGUAUAUGAUGGCAGAGAACGAGGGCAGCAGCUUUGUGCCCCAUCUGCUACUAAAGAUUGGUGAUCCCAAGGAUGCUGUCCGAAAUGGCGUGCGCCGCGUGCUGCGACAAAUUAAUCUCUUGUAUCCCUUUACAAAAGUCUUCUCGUAUGUUAUGGAUGGCCUGAAAUCCAAGAAUGCGCGCCAGCGCACCGAGUGCCUGGACGAGUUGACGUUUCUCAUCGAGUACUACGGACUGGGCAUUUGCCAACCAUCCCAGCAGGUGGCACUCAAGGAAAUAGCUCGACAAAUCUCGGAUCGCGACAACUCUGUGCGUAAUGCGGCUCUUAACUGCAUUGUGAUGGCAUACUUCCUGGCUGGCGAAAAGAUCUAUAAGCUAAUUGGCCAGCUUAACGAGAAGGAUCUCUCCAUGCUGGACGAGCGCAUUAAGCGCGCCAAAAAGACAAGAAAACCAUCUGCACCUCCAGAGAUGCCAGCUGGAGUGAAACAGCCGACGCAGGUGGUGCAACAAAGCAGCAUUGAGAUUGAAGAUGCUGUUGGCAAUGGCUACGAUGAGUUGCCGCCACCAGAUGAGGAGGGCUGCCAGCAGCCAGAGUUAAAUGCGCGUGGCGAAUGCAACAGACUGGCGGAGCGGAAUGCCACAAGCGUUGAAAGCAAAUUAUACUCCCUGACUCGACAGGCCACAUUUGAUCAGGUGCCGUCAGCGCAGGUGCUGCAACUGCAGCAACAACUACAGCUGCAACAGCAGCAGGCGCAGCAGCAGAGAACAAGCGGUCCCUUUGGCCUAGAUCCGGAGGUGAUGGCCGAGAUCGAGAAGGACUGGGUGCGCGUCGAUCAAAUGAUCUUCAAGGAAAUGCCCACAGUGGAUAUCUCGCCCCUCUACGAGCCCAUUAAGGUUCUACCAACACGCGAUGGCUUUAUGUAUCCACAGGAGAAAUUCGAUCGACUUAUAGCGCGCUCGCGUUUCAUUCAACAAAAUCGAAACACGUCGCCACAGGCAAAUCCCAACAUGGCCACCGGCACUUCACCCUAUCGCAGUCCCAUGCGAAUGCAGAUGGAACAGCAGGCAAAUUUGGAUAACAACGUUCCCAACUUGGCAGAUGUGCUGCCUAAACAUGAUCCGCAGCUGGUGAAGAUCAUUAAGCAAGUCAGCAGCGUUGACACGCUAAAAGCCCGUGCAGCCAUCAACGAGCUAACCGAGAUUAUUGAAGCACCCGAAAAACAGGCCGUGUUGCGCGAUUACGAAGAAAUAUUUAUACAAAAUGUGCUGGCACAGCUAAAGAAUCUCUCGCAGCUGCCCUUGUCGCAGGCGCUGGUUGUCUACCAGCCAUUGCUGUCCAUUUUGUAUACAUUCUUCAAUGCUAGCAUUCUGGGCAAAACGCUGAGCGUAGCCUGCAUAAAGAAUCUCAUGUCUACGUUGCUACAUCUUCUGGCUGAUCAACGGCUCACAACCGGCGAAGAUGGCCAAUACAACAAGGUAAUUAAUGGCAUAUGCCUCAAAGUUCUGGACAAGGUCAACUUUACAAACAUAUACUGCGCCCUAAUACGUUUGUUAAGAGAGUCCUGUCCGGUGGCCAAUCUGCCCAAAUUUACAGAUUUACUUAUGAAAUGCAUUUGGCGGAACAUUAAAAUGCUACCAGAACGUUCCAAUGAGCUGAACUAUGAUGCCGUAAUCUUAGAAGUGCAUGAAUUUAUGCUGGCACUGCCCAGCACCUGGUGGCAAAAUCGACCAUCGGAUACGCCACUACGCACGAUCAAAACAAUAAUACACAACAUGGCCAAGGUGAAGGGUAAUGCCAUAUUGCAGCAUCUCAAUCAGAUACCCACACACUCGGAGCUGCACACCUAUUUGAUACGCAUCUUGAAGAAUUUCCAGAAGGACGGCACAGUGUCCGGCACGGGUGUCUCACCUCAGCGUCAGCAAUUUCCAGGCAAGGAUAUAGGCGCAAAGCGCAUAUCACAUCAAACGCACGACACAGUGUCACAAAUUUUCAAGUUAAUCUCGGACAAGGAUACUAAACAGCAAGGAUUGCAGAAGCUGUAUGACUUUAAGCAGCAAAAUCCUGACAUAGAUCUGAGCACUUUCCUGCAAGGCGCCAGCGUUACUUUCCACAAGUACAUUGAAGAGGGUCUCGCCGAAAUAGAACGCAACCAAAACGCAGGCUCGACGCAGGCGCCCGAUAAUCGCACAGCUGCUACACGUUCUUAUCUCACAGAUGUCAACCAUCAAAAUGUUCACGAUCCGGACUAUUGGAUGGACCGUUUGCAGAAGAUGAUGUCCACGCGGCACAACUCGGAGGAUGGCUCCAACAUGCUGGACAAUAGGGUGGCCGACGAGAAUCUGUGCUUGAACUCAAUGAACUCACAGAAAGUGUCUCUCAUCAGGCGUGAGAAACCCGAAUUGUCGCCCAAUCGCCUGCAGCAUAUACAGGCGAAGCUGGCGCAGAUUAAGAAGGAGAAUCACGCCCAAUAAGUAUGGACGACAGCCGUAUUACUAUUUAGUUAGCACUUUACCCGUUCUGCUAUAUAUAUAUAUUACAUAUUAUUGCUGAUAGGCAAACGAGAUAUGCUAUCCAGCUCUUAAAGCGGCCGCGUAAAACACAUAAACAAUUUAUUAUUUAACAUAUUUACGUAUGCUUAUAGACUCUCGGUAUAAUCAUAAUAAUGUUUAAAGGCAGGUUAACAACAACUACAAUAACAUUAAUAAUAACAUCAGCAUACUACAUACCAACUAUUAAACACUACUAACGAAUGUAAAAGCAAAUUAUCUACGUAUUAGCACUGAGUUUGUUUUUCAAUUGGUUGAGUUUAAGAUCUACAGUUUUAGCCUGUUUCAUUCGUCGUCGUUUGUUAAGUUAGUUCCUUGCUUCUAUUUGCGAUUAUCUAAAGUGCUUUCUAUUACAAUUGAGUUGAAAUUUAAAGUUGAAGCAAUAACAUGUUAAAUAUUUGUGUAUUAAUAAAAAAUGAAUUGUGUUUUCCCUCAAAUUCUUGUAUAAACCUUGUUAUGUGGCUGUACCCAACCGAUAUUGUUUUUAAGCCAGGCCAAGCAAAUGGUCAACAUGCUCAGUGCGUGUUAAAGAACUAUUAUUAAUACAAACAUACUCUACACACUACAAUCUCCACGAAACUUGAUAACUAACAAUUUACUAUAAAGCAUUCACGUUUUGAUUUAACAACUCUUUAGUUUAAGCCUCAUUCAGUUUAACAAACAUACACAUACACAUGCACACACACAUUCACAUUCACAUUCAUAAACGCGUAUUUUUUGUAACAUCCCCAUUAUUUAUGCAACAAAUAAAUGUUAUAUUUAUAAAUCAUCUAA
Molecule: messenger RNA, 7421 nt
Organism: Drosophila grimshawi
Lineage: Eukaryota; Metazoa; Arthropoda; Insecta; Diptera; Drosophilidae
Gene: msps
Product: protein mini spindles
Exons: 16
Coding region: 327-6572 (2081 amino acids)
Biological process (GO): centrosome duplication; microtubule polymerization; establishment or maintenance of microtubule cytoskeleton polarity
Cellular component (GO): microtubule plus-end; centrosome; spindle pole
Molecular function (GO): microtubule plus-end binding; microtubule plus end polymerase activity
Source: RefSeq, a predicted model, not a curated record